Corylus avellana is the source of this 1184-nucleotide messenger RNA. Its product is annotated as protein neprosin-like. The record is from RefSeq and is a predicted model, not a curated record. Lineage: Eukaryota; Viridiplantae; Streptophyta; Magnoliopsida; Fagales; Betulaceae.
UAUUUUUCUUGUUAGCUCUAUCUUUCAUGCUGAGUGAUAGAUUUGUUGGUGGAAGAAGCGUUGGUACCAUGGAAAACAAAGAGUUGGUUAAGCCGCAUAAAGGAACUGUCAAAACUAUUGAGGGUAAGAAUGGUGACGUAAUAGACUGUGUAAAUAUCUAUCAACAACCUGCUUUCAACCAUCCAUUACUCAAGAAUCAUACUAUACAGAUGGAAUCCGGUUCAAUUCCAAAUGUAAGAAAUGAAGAAUUACACAAUGUUGAGCUAUUUCAAGAUUGGCAUGAGAAUGGAGAAUGCCCUACAAGAACAAUCCCAAUUAGACGUUUACGGGCGGAUGAACAUUAUGCACCCCAUGGUACUACACCAUCAGUUGCAGCUGAAACUGAUAAUUCUAACGGUUAUGAGUUCGCUGGAGGUAUUAUAAGAGAUGGCCACUUCUAUGGAGCACAUGCAUCACUUAAUGUAUGGAGUCCUGCGCUAAAUGAUGGGUUCUUAAGCGCUUCCCAAGUAUGGCUUAUUUCAGGUUCUUCACCCGAACAAAACCGCAUUGAAGUUGGAUGGCAGGUAGCUUCGCCUUCUAAGGAACCCAAACUCUACAUAUCCUGGACUCGUGAUGCCUACAAGAGCACUGGGUGCUCGGAUCUCAAUUGUCCCGGUUUCGUGCAAACUAGCAAUAAAAUUGCACUUGGCUCUAUCAUAAAACCCUCUUCAAGCUACAAUGGAAAACAAUUCGAGAUUGGGAUAACCAUAUACAAGAGUUAUGGAGAUUGGUAUCUAAAAGUUAAAAAUGAGGUACUUGGAUAUUGGCCCAUGUCCCUCUUCACACAUCUAUCACAUAGUGCUGAAACAGUGUUCUACGGUGGAAUGAUUUUUAACGCAAAGUUGAACAAUCAUCACACAUCAACUCACAUGGGGAGCGGACAUUUUCCGAGUGAAGGCCAUGGAAAAGCAAGUUAUGUUCGCAGUAUUCAAUACAUGGAUGGGCAUGGUAAAUUCAAGGACGCUAACGGGAAACUGGAAAUAGAUGUAACAAAUCCUUCGUGCUACGAUGUAAAUGUGGUGAACAAUAAUAAUAUAGUCUAUGGAUCCCAUUUAUAUUUUGGAGGUCCUGGCUAUUCAGAAAAGUGUCCUUAAUUAGAAAGGGAAGAAGAAAAAAUGAUAAUGUUAGUACUAAUAAAUCAUGUA